Molecule: messenger RNA, 3128 nt
Organism: Tachysurus vachellii
Lineage: Eukaryota; Metazoa; Chordata; Actinopteri; Siluriformes; Bagridae
Product: histone-lysine N-methyltransferase PRDM9-like
Exons: 13
Coding region: 119-2389 (756 amino acids)
Cellular component (GO): nucleus
Molecular function (GO): protein binding; histone methyltransferase activity
Source: RefSeq, a predicted model, not a curated record
GGGGUUCUAUGGGGUUCUAGCAUACGUCAAAACCGCCGCCAUCUUGGAACAGGGGUCUUGUCAUAGGAAGUCGCUAGGUAACGCUGCUAUCUCCGCCUAUACUGCGAACUCAUGGACGAUGCCGGACUUCUGUGCUGCAUAUCGAUGUUCAAACGAAAGAAAUAUAAAAACCAAACAGCAAGGGAUUACAUUUCACAAAUUCCCAAGCGAUAAACAGAGACGUCAGUCAUGGACAUUAGCACUCAGGAGAGAGGGAUUCGAGCCAAAAGGCCGCACCUUACUGUGCAGCUGUCAUUUUCGGCCUGAAGAUUUUGACAGGACUGGGCAGACUAUCCGUUUACGGCAAGGAGCGACCCCGUCCAUUUUUAACUUUUCUGAUCAUCUUUCAAAACAGCCUAGUUCAUCCAGGUUAAGCAGAACGUCAAACAAAGCAACUGAUCAGUCAGUCUUAGAUCAUACGUAUGCCUUUGACCCAGUUAAAGCAAAAGAGAAGUUGGCUGUGUCUCAGGAGAAGGUGGAGAAGUUACAACGGGACGUGAGAAAUGCGAAGGACAGAAGAAAAAAGAAGACGGUGGGCUCCUUGUUGGAGGAUUUAGAAAAAAAUCUUCUAAUGGAGUCAGCAGAGGUUUGCAUGACAUCAGAAGUGGGGACAUCAGACUGUAAGGAAUUUGUAGUCCCCAUCGCUGUGGAUCAACAGAAGCCAAUAAAAAAAGAAGAACUUGAAGAUGAGGGCUUUCUCUAUGGAGUUUCAUCAAGCCCUGUGGGACGUGUCGAUACCGCUGACCAACAGACUGGAGGAUUUCAGAGGAAACCUGUAAAAGAGGAAGAACCUGAAGAUGACGAGUUCCUCUACUGUGAUGACUCCGGAUCCGACUUCAUCAACAAGUGUGAGGUUCAUAGUCCUGCACUUUUUAUCUCUGAUACCCCUGUUACUGAGGUUUGCACGACUUCAGAACUCUCCACAUCAGACUGUAAGGAAUUUGUAGUCCCAAUCGCUGUGGAUCAACAGAAGCCAAUAAAAAAAGAAGAACUUGAAGAUGAGGGCUUUCUCUAUGCUGACCAACAGACUGGAGGAUUCCAGAGGAGUCCUAUGAAAGAGGAAGAACAUGAAGAUGAUGAGUUCCUCUAUUGUGAGGACUGCAAAUCCUACUUCAUCAACAAGUGUGAGGUUCAUGGUCCUGCUCUUUUUAUCUCUGAUACCCCUGUUCCUCUGGGGAUUGCAGACCGUGCAAUACAAACUCUUCCGCCCGGUCUAGAGGUUCGGAAGUCUGACGUUCCUGAUGCAGGCCUGGGGGUGUUUAAUAAGGGGGACACUAUUCCACUUGGUGCACACUUUGGGCCCUAUGAAGGAGACCUGGUGGACAAAGAGGAAGCCAUGAAUAGUGGCUAUUCUUGGGUGAUAUUCAGGAGCAGUCAGUGUGAGAAAUACAUAGAUGGUCAGAGAGAGAUGCAUUCAAACUGGAUGAGGUAUGUGAAUUGUGCUCGUAAUGAAGAAGAACAGAAUCUUGUGGCUUUCCAGUAUCGAGGAGGCAUUCUCUAUCGUUGCUGUCAACCCAUCAAACCAGGACAAGAACUCUUGAUGUGGUACAAAGAUGACUACGGAAAAAACCUUGGCCUUGUGUUCGACUCCCUCUGGAAGAAAAAAUGCUCCUCAAAAGACAUGAACGAUGACCCGCUGCAACUUUUCUCCUGCACCUGCUGUCAGCUUUCGUACACUUAUCAGUUUGAUCUGGACAGUCACAUAAGGAGAAGCCACUCAGAGGAAUAUACGAGAUGGCUGAGAUCAAGUGGAAAUAAAAAUGUUGUGACCAUAAGAAGCUCCAAUAUCCAGCAAACAUAUUCUGAUAAACUUCACACUAAUAGACAAAGACAGAAGGAAACCUUUAACUGCUCAAAAUGUGGGAAGGAUUUUAUUUCGGUGUGUAAGCUCAGUAAGCACCAGUGUGUCUACACGAGAGAAAAGCCGUAUUCCUGCACGCAGUGCGGAAAGAGGUUUACUCACCAGCGGAAUCUCGGACAGCACCUGCGCAUUCACACGGGAGAGAAACCGUAUUACUGCCCGCAUUGUGGAAAGAGUUUUAAUAACGGGAGUAAUUACAGACAGCACCAGCGCAUCCACACGGGAGAGAAGCCGUAUCACUGUAGACAAUGUGGAAAGAGCUUUACUAACCACUGUCAUCUCCGACAGCAUCAGCAAAUCCACACAGGAGAGAAGCCGUAUCGCUGCUCACAGUGUGGGAAGAGCUUUAAUCAACAGAGAUAUCUCGAAAGACACCAGAGGAUUCACACGGGAGAGAAGCCGUAUUACUGCUCAGAGUGCGGGAAGAGUUUCAGUCGACAAAGUCAUUUCCAAACACACGAGCGCGUUCACACAGGAGAGAAACCGUAACUCUGCUCACAGUGAGAACAGAGAUUCACUUCUCUAAAUUCAUUUAACACACAAGUGUGUCAAAGUCCAGACAAUUUAAAGUAGAUCAUAAUUAGCAAAGAUUAAUUAUAUCAAUGGGGGCACGGUGGCUUAGUGGUUAGCACGUUCGCCUCACACCUCCAGGGGGUUCGAUUCCCGCCUCCGCCUUGUGUGUGGAGUUUACAUGUUCUCCCCGUGCCUCGGGGGUUUCCUCCGGGUACUCCGGUUUCCUCCCCCGGUCCAAAGACAUGCAUGGUAGGUUGAUUGGCAUCUCUGGAAAAUUAUCCGUAGUGUGUGAUUUUGUGAGUGAAUGAGUGUGUGUGUGUGCCCUGCGAUGGGUUGGCACUCCGCCCAGGGUGUAUCCUGCCUUGAUGCCCGAUGACGCCUGAGAUAGUCACAGGCUCCCCGUGACCCGAGGUAGUUCGGAUAAGCGGUAGAAGAUGAAUGAAUGAAUGAAUAAUUAUAUCAAUGUAUAUUUUAGCUAUAUGAUCUCAAAAUAGCUACACAAUUUUUACAGAGAAACAAAUUUAUAAGACAAGUCCUUUAGAAGCUGUGAAACAGUGAGCGUCUGAGGCUGUAGUCAUGAACAUAAUUGAUAUAUGAAAUGGUUGACGAGUGUAAACGUGUUCUUCUUUUUUUCAAACCGAGUUCCUUGAGUUCAUUGUUUGCAGCUAAUUAAUGUUAAAGCUGAAUGAUUUAAAUAAAGUACCAAAAACACUGA